Messenger RNA from Hyaena hyaena (striped hyena), 1595 nucleotides. It is a transcript of the gene CDO1, whose product is annotated as cysteine dioxygenase type 1. The record is from RefSeq and is a predicted model, not a curated record. Gene Ontology annotation, molecular function: ferrous iron binding; cysteine dioxygenase activity. Lineage: Eukaryota; Metazoa; Chordata; Mammalia; Carnivora; Hyaenidae. The transcript has 5 exons. Bases 274 to 876 code for a protein of 200 amino acids. Gene Ontology annotation, biological process: L-cysteine catabolic process.
ACAUUUGGUCCUGAUUUGCGUGCGCUUCGCAUCCACUGCUUUCCCGGAUCUGCCAAGCUGCUGGGGGACGUCGAGGGGUCUCUUGAUAUCUUAGUGGCGGGGGCGGUUCUUAGGCUGCGGCACUCGAGCGUUCGGGGGCUCUGUGUGUGCGCGCGCGCGCGUGGGUAGCUGUCCAGCCGGCUGUUAAGGUCCCCCGCCCCCCGCUCCUCUGUUCGCUCAGCCCCCUCACCGCAGCGAAGCGGAGAGCCGCGCGCGCAGCCAACUCGGCGAGGGAUGGAGCAGACCGAGGUGCUCAAGCCGCGGUCCCUGGCCGAUCUGAUCCGCAUCUUGCACCAGCUCUUCGCCGGCGAGGAGGUCAACGUGGAGGAGGUGCAGGCCGUCAUGGAAGCCUACGAGAGCGACCCCGCCGAGUGGGCAGCCUACGCCAAGUUCGACCAGUACAGGUAUACUCGAAAUCUUGUGGAUGAAGGAAAUGGAAAAUUUAAUCUCAUGAUUCUCUGCUGGGGUGAAGGACAUGGCAGCAGUAUCCAUGAUCACACUGACUCGCACUGCUUUCUGAAGAUGCUACAGGGAAACCUAAAGGAGACAUUAUUUGCCUGGCCUGACAAAAAAUCCAACGAGAUGGUCAAGAAGUCGGAAAGAAUCUUGAGAGAAAACCAGUGUGCCUACAUCAACGAUUCCAUCGGCCUACACCGAGUAGAGAAUAUCAGCCACACAGAGCCUGCCGUCAGCCUUCACUUGUACAGCCCGCCUUUUGAUACGUGCCACGCCUUUGAUCAAAGAACAGGACACAAAAACAAAGUCACCAUGACAUUCCACAGCAAAUUUGGAGUCCGGACUCCAUUUACAGCUUCAGGAUCCCUGGAAAACAACUAGGAAGCACCAGAUCCUCUAAGGGUUUACUCUAAGAUCUGCUACAAGUUUUGCCUUGGACAGGGAGGCCUCCACCGUCUGCUGUCCAACAGUACACUUUACAAAGUCAAUACCUAGAUCUUCUGCGAAGCAGACGCUAAUUGUAAGGCAUUGAGCAAGCAGAUAGUGCUCUGAGCUACUGCAGAAGAAAAAUCCCAUUGAAGGAAAACUAAGCAUCAUAAUUGUAAGGGCCCAAUCAGGUGCUCUCUUAGUUUUAUCCUCUAAAUUCGGGGGAAGCAUAGUGGGAAUGUCAAUGAAGGUUUUUACAGCUUUUGGAAAUGCUUUGGUAAUUUGCAAUAAAUAAAAACAAGAAACCACAGACAUCAAAUGCUCGCCUUGCUACUUGGAGGAGUAUAUGUAGAUGCCUUUAGUAUCCUUUGUAUGUUCUUAAUAUUUGCAGAGAAUUUUUUGGAUCUAUGGAUUUUAUAUUUGCAGUCUUACUUUACAAAUUCCUAUCCUCUACGUAGGAAGAUAUUCUAGGCAGAGAAACGUAAGGCACUUUGCCGUUUGGUGAUAAAAGGAAGAGCAAAAGGUCUAUAAAAGUAACAUGCUCCCAAAGCACACGAGACCAAAACCACACAUCUAAAAACUCACGUCUGAACAUGCGCAGCGGUCAUGGUCAAAGACUUUGUACUGCUACUGAAAUCACCAAAUAAUUUUAAUAAAACUGGAUUUGGAUACAA